AGAGACGGGCUGAGCUCAAGAAAUGACCGGGUAACCUUUGAGAAAAGGUGACCGGUCAUAACACGUUACUUUGCUUACAUUGGUCCAGUCUCUUAGGCACGAUGAACCACGUCAGAGGUCAAGGGGACACCCCGCCGCUCAUCCGUCACGAGGCACACAGUGAAAGGGAUGUUUGUCAUUUUGCAGGACUGAUUGGAUUGAGAAUAUCCAUUUAUACCGGCGAUCAAUUCCUCAAAUCCGUCUUCCAUUGCGAUCACACCAUCAUGGCGAAUGCUGUGUCGGGAAUGCAGGUGGACGACGCGUGCAAGCUCAACUUUCUGGAACUGAAGUCGAAGAGAAACUACCGGUACAUACUGUUCAAGAUCGAGGCUCAACAGGUGGUGGUGGAGAAGGUGGGGAGGCCCGAUGAGUCCUACGACGAUUUCACUAACUCUCUCCCUUCCGACGAGUGCCGCUACGCCGUCUUUGAUUUCGACUUCACCACCGACGAGAAUGUCCAGAAAAGCAAGAUUUUCUUCAUCGCCUGGUCACCGGAAUCAUCAAGUGUGAGGAUGAAGAUGGUGUAUGCAAGCUCAAAGGACCGGUUCAAGAGAGAACUCGAUGGGAUUCAGGUUGAGCUCCAAGCCACCGAUCCUAGCGAAAUGAGCCUCGACACCAUCAAAGCUCGAGCAUUCUAAUAAGCCCCCCAUCACCAUCGUCGUCGUCACGAUCUCCAUCAAUUCAUACAUGCCCCUUAGCUUGUUAAGUAAUCGAUUGCCUUCUUGUUACGUUUUUUCCCUCCUUAUAUAGUUUGUCGAUCACGCUGUUGCAUUUCCCAUUCCAUUGCUUUGUGUUUAAU
Messenger RNA from Cuscuta campestris, 838 nucleotides. NCBI's taxonomy places the organism in Eukaryota, Viridiplantae, Streptophyta, Magnoliopsida, Solanales, Convolvulaceae. The record is from the annotation of a GenBank genome assembly.